Messenger RNA from Aspergillus oryzae RIB40, 1470 nucleotides. Its product is annotated as PWI domain-containing protein. The record is from RefSeq and is a predicted model, not a curated record. NCBI's taxonomy places the organism in Eukaryota, Fungi, Ascomycota, Eurotiomycetes, Eurotiales, Aspergillaceae. Gene Ontology annotation, cellular component: spliceosomal complex. Gene Ontology annotation, molecular function: RNA binding. Gene Ontology annotation, biological process: regulation of mRNA splicing, via spliceosome; mRNA processing. Bases 1 to 1470 code for a protein of 489 amino acids. The transcript is spliced from 3 exons.
AUGGCGGCCAGCGUGGAUGCCAAGCUCCUGAAGCAGACCAAGUUCCCUCCCGAAUUCAGCCGGAAGGUGGACAUGACCAAGGUCAAUAUUGAGGUCAUGAAGAAAUGGAUUGCCGGAAAGAUCUCCGAGAUCCUAGGAAAUGAGGAUGAUGUUGUAAUUGAGCUUUGUUUCAAUCUGCUUGAAGGGUCUCGAUUUCCCGAUGUCAAGUCACUGCAAAUCCAGCUUACGGGUUUCUUGGAUAAGGAUACUGCGAAGUUUUGCAAGGAGCUUUGGUCCCUAUGCCUCAGUGCGCAAGAAAAUCCUCAGGGUGUCCCGAAGGAGCUUUUGGAGGCUAAGAAGCUCGAACUCAUACAGGAGAAGGCAAGUUACAGUAUACCUAGCUGCGCUUCUCACCUACUGACUAUAUUACAGAUUGAAGCCGAAAAAGCGGCCGAAGAAGCUCGUCGGCAGAAGGAACAAGAACGGGUUCGAGAACGAGAACUAGAGGAGCUCAGGCGGAGGGAACGUUCUGAGCGGGGAAGAGGUGGAAGGCGCGGUGGCCGCGGAGGUCGAGACUUUGACAGACGUCGCAGCCGUGAUCGCUUCCAAGACCGGCCGUCACGCCGCGAGUUCGAUUCCUACGUUCCCUCGGGUUCGCGCAGGAACCGUCGCCCUUCUAGGUCACCAAGCCGCUCUCGUUCUCCCUCCGCGUCUCGGUCACCACCCCCUCGUCGCGAACGCCAGCCAAGCAGGGACAGAAACAGGCGCCGCCGAUCGCCUAGCAACUCUGUAUCCCCAGACAGAGACAGGAGGCCGAGGAGACGUAGUCCUGAUUACGGUGAUCGAGCUAGAUCCAUUUCCCGCAGUGAUUCCUCACGCUCACGUACUCCCAGAAGAGACCGACGGAGACGGAGAUCCGUUUCUUCCCACAGUUCAUCCCGUUCACCUGCUCCCAGGGACCGGCGCAGAAAAGACUCUUAUUCCAGAUCUCGUUCUAGGUCGCGUGAGCCGAAUGAUAGAAGCACCAGACGGAGAAGAUCUUCGCCUUAUUCUUCAAGAGCUGAUAAGAAAGAAUCCACCGCUGAUUUUGCAAAGGCCCGCAAGAACCGUGACGAUCGCCGCCUGAGUCGCAGCCGCAGCAGAAAUCGCGAUGAUACCCGCAGACGGCGGUACUCGAGGAGUAUCAGUCGCAACCGUAGCCGCAGCCGAGAACGAGGCCGUUCUCGCAGCAUCAGCUCCAGUCCGAGACGCCAUGAUUCCCGCAGUCGCAGCCGUAGCCACAACAGGGAAAGGAAGAGACGUCGCUCCCUCCAGCGAUAUGCUCCUGCCGCCCGCAGACGGCGUAACACCUCUUCUGUAUCCGUCCGUAGUGAAAAGCGACAGAGAAUGACUGAUCAGGAAGACAACUCCGCAAAGCGGUCGUCCCCACCACCUGAGAAGCCCAGCUCGUCAGAUCACGAGAUGAAGGAUCCUGAAGAGGUGGGUCAAUGA